CAUCGAAAUAAUUCGCGCGUGUUUAUAACUUUGUAAUAAUCUAAAAAUAUAACCUUCGUUUAUAUUAUAAAUAAAAAAUAAUGUGCAAUUAAAAUGGAUGAUUUAGAAGUUGAUCCUAAUGUUAUUGUGGUACGUGCUAAGCCCGAGGGUCAAAGAAAAACUUUUAAACCAAAUAUUCGUGCAAUAAAUAAAAUUCCUGAUGAACUGUUGAAUGAUCCACUGUUAAGCCGGGCAUGUGAAACAUUACCUCAGAAUUAUAACUUCGAAAUUCAUAAGACAAUAUGGAGGAUAAGAUCUUUAAACGCGAGAAGAGUGGCUUUACAAUUACCAGAAGGCUUAACAAUGUUUGCCACAACUUUAUGUGAUAUAAUCGAGACAUUCACUGAAGCAGAUACUGUGAUAAUGGGAGAUGUGACAUAUGGAGCUUGCUGUAUAGAUGAUUUCACAGCAGUUGCGCUUGGUGUCGACCUCCUUGUACAUUAUGGUCACUCAUGCCUUAUACCAAUAGAUCAAACCAGUGAUAUAAAGGUGCUGUAUAUAUUUGUAGAUAUAAAAAUAGACCCAUCACACUUUAUAGACACAAUUAAAAUGAAUUUUCCUAAACGGACACAUCUAGCUAUAGUUAGUACAAUUCAAUUUGUUACAACAUUACAUUCUGUAGCAAAAACCCUGCGUAGUGAAGAAUAUAUUGUCACAGUGCCUCAAUGUAAGCCUUUAUCGCCUGGAGAAAUCCUUGGUUGUACAGCUCCUAAGCUCAAUUCAGAUAACAUCAUUUAUUUGGGGGAUGGGAGAUUCCAUUUAGAAUCUAUAAUGAUAGCCAAUCCAAAUAUUCCUGCUUACAAAUAUGAUCCAUAUGAUAAGAAAUUUACAUCUGAAACCUAUGAUCAUGAACUAAUGCAAGAAAAUAGAAUAAAUCAAGUAAGAAUUGCAGAAAAAGCUAGAGAAUUUGGCCUUAUUCUAGGUACAUUAGGCAGGCAAGGAAGUACAAAAGUUUUAGGUAAUCUCGAGAAACAAAUUCAGAAUUCUGGAAAGAAAUAUGUAAAAAUAUUAUUAUCAGAGAUCUUUCCUAGCAAGUUAGCACUAUUUUCUCUGGGUGCAUUUGUCCAAGUUGCAUGUCCAAGGUUAUCUAUUGACUGGGGUACAGCAUUUCCGAAGCCUCUACUUACACCAUAUGAGUUUUCUGUGUCACUUGGAAAUAGUAAAUGGUUGAAAGAUGAUGGGACAUAUCCUAUGGAUUUUUACUCAAAUGAAAGCUUAGGACCAUGGACUCCUAACUUUAAGCCUAUUUUAUGUUCCGGUACAGACAAAAAGUGUGAAAAUUGUUGUGAAGGUAAAGGUAAAGAGAAAAAGUGAAUUACCGGUA
Messenger RNA from Vanessa tameamea, 1363 nucleotides. It is a transcript of the gene Dph1, whose product is annotated as 2-(3-amino-3-carboxypropyl)histidine synthase subunit 1. The transcript has 2 exons. Lineage: Eukaryota; Metazoa; Arthropoda; Insecta; Lepidoptera; Nymphalidae. Gene Ontology annotation, biological process: protein histidyl modification to diphthamide. Bases 94 to 1353 code for a protein of 419 amino acids. Gene Ontology annotation, molecular function: 2-(3-amino-3-carboxypropyl)histidine synthase activity. The record is from RefSeq and is a predicted model, not a curated record.